Molecule: messenger RNA, 161 nt
Organism: Cylicostephanus goldi
Lineage: Eukaryota; Metazoa; Nematoda; Chromadorea; Rhabditida; Strongylidae
Source: the annotation of a GenBank genome assembly
AUGUCAUCGACAUCGGUGGCAACGAUGCUGACCGUUGCUGAACUACCAGUGGCUGCAUAUUCAAGCCAAGCAGCGAAUGCACUGAUCGAGUUAGAAGUGCCAAAUAUCAUCGUCACAACUCCAACGAUGGAGGUCUACGUGGAAGCAUUGAUCAAGUAAGA